Messenger RNA from Vitrella brassicaformis, 2327 nucleotides. The record is from the annotation of a GenBank genome assembly. Lineage: Eukaryota; Vitrellaceae.
GCUGUACUAUGGUGCGCUUCCAGGGCAGCAAGAGAAACGUCUGAGGGUGCUCGAGUGGGCGCAUAUGCAGCCCUUCUGACAAUUGACCGCCAAAGCUGCGCACGCACCACACACGGGCACACACACACACACACAGAGAGACACACUCUGAGAGCGAGAGGCACACAUGUGUGUGCGCCAACACACCGGGCUGUGUGGCUUUGGCUUGAAAGGAGAUGUUGUCGAUCGCCACGCCCUCGCCUGAACGAAUUAAGUAGUGCACACAUCCAUAUCACACGCACCGCCCCGCACCCCCACCGCACCGACCGGCUUGUGUGAAGUCCCCCAGGAUCUUGAAAGCUGUCAGGCCUGCACGAGAAACGUGUGCAUGUCUCCGCCAUAUUUGUGUGUGUCACCUUUGAGGACCGCAGCGAUGUCGCAGUCCGUCGCGGCGGUGAACGAAGCAGACUGACAUCAUGGGUAUGCAACCGCACACAGACACACAGACAGACAGACAGGCAGAUAGACAGAUGGGGCACUCGAAGUGGAUGAGUGAAUGAGUGGAUACCAUACCUGGUUUUUGGGGUCGACCAGCCAGCCUGACGUGCUAUCGAGAACCACAGACACCGUCUUCUCGCUACCUAUGUGCCACAUCUGUGUGUGUCUCUGUCUCUGUGUGUGUGUGUGUGUCGAUCACACACACACACACACACAGAUGCAUCCGUACCGUCCCAGCUGAGAUUUGCGUCAGUGAAUCUCACCAGCCGCAGCCCACGGCCGCUGUCACACGUGCUGCAAAGUGUGUCCAUGGACACACACAAAUGUCAGUCAUCGCCAGUGCGAGCCGGGCGCAUGUGCACCUGCACUCGAGUACGAUCCACUCUACGGGCGAGUUCAGCCGCGAAAAGAGGCCGUACGUCGACCGCACUGCACACACACAUGCAUGUGAUUGAAGCACGUCGUGGUCAUUGUGUAUGGGUCUGUCAGCGCACCUGUGAAGGCGAGAGUGCCGCCGAAAGCCGACCAGACUUCGGCAGAAUAGAACUUGGCCGGCGCAAGGAAAUACCUAUGUGUGUAUGUUUGUGUGUAUGUGAGCUCAGAGAGGAGACAGACCACGGUGUGCAUGUGUGUGUGUUUGUCGGAGCGUCCAGUCCACACCAACCACUGUUUUGUGUCUGUUCCCGUGCUGAAGUCGAUCAGCUGCAGCGAGUCGGUCGCGUGAAUAUACCGAUUCAGCCCACCUGCACACGCACACAACCGUCUUGUCUUGUCUUUUCUUGAGCCCAGCCGGUAUACCCCAGGCCAGUAUUUGGUGUGUGGGAGUCGCCGUGACGGUGUCGCCCCCUAUCGUCCAUCCCUCAUCGUCUGCACACACACACACAUAUACAUUCUUCCCUCAUCGUCUACGACGUUGCCCACCGCCCACAAGCUCCUCUUGUGGGUGUAUGCGUGUGUGCCUAGCAGGAAGGUGGACUUGACGACAUGGUUGUCCUGGUUCGUCAGCACAACCUUACUGCGGCCACAAAGACACGCAUCUCCUGACAAUUGUCUGUCUCUCUGGCUGGCCCCUGAUCUGUUUUCAUUUGAUUACGUCCUAUCGCUGAUAUCGGCCGUGACGGUGUCGCGCGCCUCGUACUCAAACGAGGCCCAGAAACCUGUAGUUGGACACACACACUCUCACGCACAUACAUAUGGCUGUGGGCGGCUGGUUGUUUGCCUUCCUGCCUGCCUGCCUGCCUGUCUGCUGUCGGACCCACCGUCGGGUCCACUUGUGUAAUAGGGCGGGAUAUACACCACACGGAAGAGAGAAUCCGUCACCUGCACCCCGCAUGUGUGUGGACCGUGAACAGACGCACGCACACGAACGGAUGUCUGCCUGCCUGCCUGCCUGCCUGCCUGUCUGCUUGCCUUGUGUGGCACGACGGCGAUGCUGUUUGUCUGCGCCUUGGGGUCGGUCCCGAAGGUGCGGUAGUUCUGAGACGUCUCAUGCCUGCCCCACACCAACGCACAUGCAUUUGACCAUCCAUCCCCACGCGCAUGCAGACCAGACAGACAUCGGCUGGUAAGUGACCGACGCACGUACAGUGUGCCUGUGGCGGGGAGCGAGGUGAUGUAGUACUCCAGCGUGUUGCCGCUGUCCUCGUGGCCCGACAGUGUCACCACAGUCGGCGUGUUGAACGCCUGACGAGCACCACACGUCAUCGUGGCCAUGCAGCGUGUGUGCCUUUCUCCCGCACCACUGAUGCGGCGAUUGGCCUUGCAAGAGGGUUCAGCACUUGCGCCCAGCAAGCAUGCCCAUACAAGAGAGCCAAAUGCGCCAGCAAGAGAGCGGAGAGCGGCGCCAUUCU